AUGCUUCUUGAUCUACAGAGGAAGGUGGCUAGAGUUGAGGGCGAUCUUUGUUGGUUGGUCAAAGAAUGUGUUGUUAGAAUUGUUGAUAAAGUUAUUGAAUGCCCUAAAUUUAUGCAUGGUAUUGGUCAGAUUAAGGAUACAUGUUGGGUUGUUGGGGGGAUGUUAGUCGCGAGGGGUAUAAAGAAAGAGAUUGUGGCAGGGACUUUUGAUGUUAAUGAUGCUAGCUCGACGUCAAGUCACAAUGAAUGGAUGGUGAAUGUUAUUGACUCUUUUGCGUCUUAUGAUUAUACUACCCUGCUGCACUUGGGUGAAUUGGACAUUGAUGGCUUGAGGAGGUUUUGUGCUUUUGAGGAUAAUGAUGGUGAAGCAACAGACAAUCUUUAUGUCGAUAUCAACUUGAAGCAUAGAUAA
This is a messenger RNA of Lactuca saligna, 411 nucleotides long. NCBI's taxonomy places the organism in Eukaryota, Viridiplantae, Streptophyta, Magnoliopsida, Asterales, Asteraceae. The record is from the annotation of a GenBank genome assembly.